Molecule: messenger RNA, 3877 nt
Organism: Malania oleifera
Lineage: Eukaryota; Viridiplantae; Streptophyta; Magnoliopsida; Santalales; Ximeniaceae
Product: DNA repair protein RAD5A
Exons: 20
Coding region: 209-3292 (1027 amino acids)
Molecular function (GO): nucleic acid binding; hydrolase activity, acting on acid anhydrides, in phosphorus-containing anhydrides; zinc ion binding
Source: RefSeq, a predicted model, not a curated record
AAUCGUUUCUUUAGUCGGACGCGCCUUUCUUUUUGUCCCCCCCUCUUUCUCGCCAGGCUAGGGUUUCUCGCUUUCAUGUUUCAAUCUCUCGACUCACUAUCGUCUCUCUGUCCGAGCUUGCAAUCCCAAUUCACAGCCUGUGUCUAAUUUCCUUCUUCAUUUUUGAGAUUUCUGCUUUGCAAUUGGGGCUAGGGUAUUAUUCAGUAAAAUGGGGAGCAAAGUUGCGGAAGGACUGUUGUCGACUGUUCGAUCAAUCGUUGGUCCAGAUUACUCCGAUAUGGACAUAAUUCGUGCUCUUCACAUGGCGAACAAUGACGCCACCGCUGCGAUCAACAUAAUUUUCGACACCCCACAUUUUGGGACCAAAGGAACACAAGAUAUUCGGAAGAGCCCUGAAAUUGUUCGUCGUGAUUUGAGUUCCAAGAGUAGUGCUGUUUCGAGUCAAAAACUAUCUGGUAGCGAGAGCAAGAAUCGUUCUCUGGGUUCUGAUUCGAACGGUAGUUCAGAUUUUGGAAUUUCAGCUGCUGAUGCAGUUGAUAGCGUAGAGGAUUUGGGUCGGCACUCUGGUUUGACGGGAAGUGAGUGGUGGCUCGUGGGAUGUAGUGAACUUGCUGGGUUGUCGACUUGUAAAGGGAGGAAAGUUAAGUCCGGUGACAAAGUGGUUUUCACAUUUCCGCAUAAGAAUGUGGUUCAUUCCCCCUCAUCAGGCAAGGUUCUUGGUCGAGGGCGCCACCUGGCUGCCUGUUCGGAAAUUGUGAGGUUCUCUACAGAAGAUAGCGGAGAGAUUGGUCGCAUACCCAAUGAAUGGGCUCGAUGUCUUUUGCCACUAGUGAGGGAUAAAAAAAUUAGGACAGAGGGUUUUUGUAAAUCUGCUCCUCAAGUGUUGUGCAUUAUGGACACCAUUCUUUUGUCUGUCAGUGUGUACAUUAACAGUUCCAUGUUCCGCAAGCAUCAUCAGACUUCAUUUAAGGCAGCCAGUAAUUCCACUGAGGAAUCAGUAGUUCACCCCCUCCCAACUCUGUUCCGGUUGCUAGGGUUGGUCCCCUUUAAGAAGGCAGAAUUCACUCCUGGUGAUUUUUAUAUAAGGAAGCGACCUUUAAGUUCAAAGGACAGUACUAGCAUUCCUGCUUCAUUGUUACAUGUCAACAGAACUAAGAAUCCACAUGCAAAGGGAGAUAAGGUUGAAAACGAGGAAUCCAUUACUGACACUGACCUUGAAAAUAUUGUUGGUGUUGGAGACAGCUCUGAGUUACAGGAGAUGGACCCCCCCACUAGCCUUCAGUGUCAACUUCGCAAAUACCAAAAGCAGGCUCUUUUUUGGAUGUCUCAGUUAGAGAGGGGACUGUGCCUGGAUGAGGCUGCAACUACUCUCCAUCCAUGCUGGGAUGCAUAUAACCUUGCAGACACGAGGAAUCUAGUUGUCUAUUUGAAUGCAUUUUCAGGCGAUGCUACAACAGAAUUCCCAAGCACUCUUGAAAUGGCCAGAGGAGGAAUUCUGGCAGAUGCUAUGGGGCUUGGAAAGACCAUUAUGACAAUAGCUCUCCUCCUUGCUCAUUCAGAAAAAGGUGGAUCAUCUGGCAGUCAACUCAUUACUCAGUCCUCUACUGAAAACAGUGAACUUUCUGGUUUUGAUAAGUUGAUCAAACAGAAGAAAUCACUUGCUAGCGGAGGCAAUCUGAUUAUUUGCCCUAUGACACUUCUAAGCCAGUGGAAGGCAGAGAUAGAAACUCAUGUGCAACCUGGGUCUCUGUCUCUUUACGUUCAUUAUGGACAAAGUAGACCAAAGGAUUCCAAGAUUCUAGCUCAGAAUGAUGUUGUCAUCACUACAUAUGGAGUGUUAGCCUCGGAAUUUUCAGCAGAGAAUGCUGAUGAUAACGGGGGACUUUACUCGGUUCGAUGGUUUAGAGUGGUGCUUGAUGAAGCACACACGAUAAAAUCCUCUAAGAGCCAGGUUUCUAUGGCUGCAGCUGCUCUAACUGCUGAUUGCCGAUGGUGUCUUACUGGUACCCCCAUUCAGAACAAUUUGGAGGACAUUUACAGUCUUCUUCGGUUUUUGAGAGUGGAACCUUGGGGAAAUUGGGCAUGGUGGAAUAAAUUAAUCCAAAAGCCAUUUGAGGAGGGUGAUGAGAGAGGAUUAAAGUUAGUCCAAUCCAUUUUAAAGCCAAUUAUGUUAAGAAGAACAAAAUCCAGCACAGACCGUGAGGGCAGGCCAAUUCUAGUGCUUCCUCCAGCGGACGUCAAGGUAGUUUAUUGUGAACAGACAGAAGCUGAAAAAGAUUUCUACGAGGCUUUGUUUAAAAAAUCCAAGGUGAAGUUUGAUAAAUUUGUUGAGCAAGGACGGGUUCUUCAUAAUUAUGCUUCUAUUUUGGAGUUACUUUUACGCCUUCGCCAAUGUUGUGAUCAUCCAUUUCUCGUGAUGAGUCGGGGUGAUACACAAGAAUUCUCUGAUCUGAAUAAACUAGCUAAACGUUUCCUCAAAGGCAGCAGCCAGGAUGCUAUAGAAUGGGAAGCCAAAGACGUACCUUCGCGAGCCUAUAUCCAAGAGGUCGUAGAAGAGCUGCGUAAGGGUGAUCAGGGAGAGUGUCCAAUAUGUCUUGAAGCUUUUGAAGAUGCAGUUUUGACACCUUGUGCUCACCGACUAUGCCGAGAGUGUCUGUUGGCUAGUUGGCGAAAUUCAAUGUCUGGUUUUUGCCCUGUUUGUAGGAAAACUAUCAGUAAGCAGGAACUUAUAACGGCCCCAACUGACAGUCGAUUCCGGAUUGAUAUUGAGAAAAAUUGGGUGGAAUCCUCCAAAGUCGCUGUCCUUUUGUCUGAACUUGAAAAUCUUCGCUCAUCGGGCUCAAAAAGCAUUGUGUUCAGCCAGUGGACUGCAUUUCUGGACCUUCUGCAGAUUCCUUUUUCUCGGAAUAACAUUCCAUUUGUUCGCUUAGAUGGGACCCUGAAUCAGCAGCAACGAGAAAAUGUAAUAAAGCUGUUUUCAGAAGAAAGCAAUAUCAUGGUGUUGCUCAUGUCACUGAAGGCUGGAGGAGUUGGAAUAAACUUAACAGCAGCAUCCAAUGCCUUUGUCUUGGACCCAUGGUGGAACCCAGCUGUUGAGGAACAAGCUGUCAUGCGCAUUCAUCGCAUUGGACAAACUAAAAGAGUAAUGAUUAAACGGUUCAUUGUGAAGGGAACGGUUGAGGAAAGAAUGGAGGCAGUGCAAGCCCGUAAACAGCGGAUGAUCUCUGGUGCCUUAACUGAUCAAGAAGUCCGAAGUGCACGCAUUGAGGAAUUGAAGAUGCUUUUCACGUAAACUUGUAUCCUCGACUUGGGAGAGUUUCAGCUUUUUUCUUUUAGAGCCAAGGUGAUGGGAAUCCUCUACAAACUGAGAUGCUUGUCAUGUGACACUGGGCUUUGAAGCAAGUGCUCUUGAGGUUAUCCCUCAUGAUGACAGCUUUUAAGCUGUGUUUGGGAGCUCCAAAUUUGGGUCUUGAAUUUGGAUUUGUAUGAUAAACUUGAUUCUACCACUGUUCAAAUCCAAGGUUCAAACUUGCACCUCCAAAAUACCAGGUUACCUCUGAAAAGGCAGUUGGAGAUUGAGGCUAUGCUCAUGAUACGAAACAGGGAAAAUUGUGGCGUGGACCUGACGUUGGUAAUUUUAUGCAUGCCAUUGUCAGGUGGAGGAAUUUUUGUUUGUUUGGUUCCCAAUUUUAAGGCAGGUUUAUUCACCUGAUAGACCCGUAAUGUUUAUAGUGCAGAUGAUUUUUAAUUUAUUUUUGGGGAGCAGAGAAUUACAUUAGAUAACAAUGUAAUGUCAACUCAGAAUUAUUGUACUGAAACUGUGAUAGUUGGAGAUGGUAUGGUGAAUAGGAUGGAUGGCAGAGAUGUGUUGUGGAUU